Messenger RNA from Zophobas morio, 1712 nucleotides. RefSeq names its product sodium-coupled monocarboxylate transporter 2-like. Gene Ontology annotation, molecular function: symporter activity. Bases 1 to 1359 code for a protein of 452 amino acids. Gene Ontology annotation, biological process: sodium ion transport; transmembrane transport. NCBI's taxonomy places the organism in Eukaryota, Metazoa, Arthropoda, Insecta, Coleoptera, Tenebrionidae. The record is from RefSeq and is a predicted model, not a curated record. The transcript is spliced from 6 exons. Gene Ontology annotation, cellular component: membrane.
AUGACACUGAAGACAUCAUCGACACUCGGCAUUUACGACUACAUUAUAUUCAUAAGCACCCUAGUCUUCAGCACACUUAUAGGAAUUUACUAUGGUUGCUUUGGAACGAAACAAGCUACAACCAAAGAAUACCUUAUGGGAGGCAAAAACAUGAAAAUUAUUCCCAUAGCAGUAUCAGUAGCAAUAAGUCAUAUUUCUGGGUCUCUGCUCAUCGCAACUGUGUCAGAGGUGUACAGAUACGGAGCUAGCAUGUGGUUAUUCAUCGUAUCCUACGUCAUUAUGGGUCUUCUGGCAAUUUUCAUUUAUCUUCCAGUCUUUUUCAAAGUCCAGAUGACCAAUAUUUACGAAUACUUGGAAAAGAGAUUUGAUAAAAGAACGAGAAUUAUGGCUUUUGCGAUUUAUCUUCUCUCGGAAAUUAUUAUGUUCCCGAUUAUGGCGUACGCGCCAUCGUUGACUUUUGCCAUAGCUAGUGGAAUGAACCCUUCAUGGUCUGCUUUCGUCUUGUGUCUUAUUUGCGUUUUUUAUACCUCAAUAGGUGGUUUCAAGACUGUAGUUUGGACAGACUUUCUUCAAUUUGGGGUCAUAAUGAUAUCUCUUGUCACAUUGUACGUAAUAGGCCUUAAUGUAUCUGGAGGAUUUUCAACUGUUUGGAAUAGAGCACUGGAGGGUGAAAGACUACAAGUCUUCAACUUUAACGUUGAUUUUACAGCAAGAGAUAGCUUCUGGGGUUAUGUAGCGUGUGGUCCAACAGUCGUGGCGGUAGUUAUCGUACACCAAACAGGAGUUCAGAAAUUUUUAAGUUUACCAAAAUACAGAGACUGUGUAUGGUCUGUUAUCCACACUGUAUUCAGCAUAGCUUUAAUACACACCUUCUGCGUUUUCAUCGGUUUGGUAGUUUAUUCUCAGUACAAAGACUGUGAUCCUUUAACUAGUCACAUGGUAUCAAAACACGACCAGUUAUUUCCUUACUUUGUAGCAGAUAUUGGUCGCCGUUUCCCAGGUGUUUCUGGUCUUUCGUUGGCAGCUCUUUGCAGUGCAGCUCUCAGUUCUAUGUCUUCAAACCUGAACGCCCUCUCUGGUGUUAUUUACAAAGACGUGGUGUGUCGGUUUUUAAAGGAGCAACCAUCAGAAAAAAAGGGCAGCGAUAUUUUAAAAAUCAUAGUCCUGGUUGUUGGUUUCUUGUGUACCUGCUUGGUCUUCCUAGUGGAACGAAUAGGAGGAGUAUUUAAUAUCAGUUUAUCGGUUGUAGAGCUUACUCAAGGACCCUUGUUAGGAGUUUUCUCUUUGAGAAUUCUUUUCCCAAAAGCAAAUCACAAAGUAUAUCAUUUUCAGUGUUUCAAAAAAUAUAUAAUUUUUUAAAGGGUGCCUUCUAUGGUGUACUGGGGGGUUUGAUCAAGUACUCCACGAAACCUCUCUCGACGAGCGGUUGUACCCUAUUGAACGAAACUUUGAGUGCUUUGAAUACAACGUUAAACCAUGAAACUCCACUGGAACCCAAUGUGAUUUUUAGGACGAUGUUAUAUUAUUAUGCGUUAAUCGGAACCAUCAUGACUUGGUUUGAUUAUUAUUAGUUUUUUCACUACGGGUUCUCCAGUUGAUAAGGACCUUCUAAGUACAAUGACAUCGUGUCUGUGUAAAGCAUCUCAAGACAAUGAAGAUGAAGUGUCAGACCGGAACACUGAAGCGGCGUUGGAACUUCUUAGUCAGAAGCA